GAGCUGCCUAAUGCUUCGGUUCAUUCAUCAGGCGAACCGGCGGAUGACGUCACGGACCCUACCUCUUCACAGGCGACCUGUGACACACCGCGCUCGCGGCUCAGUCUUCUCCUGGCAUCUGUGCGCGCGCGUGCGUGCGAGCGAGGGAGCGAGGAGGAAAGGCUCGUGUUAAGAGGCGACUCUGUACACACAUACGCGCGCGCGUUCUAUUUCCCACCUGAAGGAACUCGUUAAGCUUCCUCUCGUAACGCGGACUUCUGGAAGAGAAUUUGCUGGAAAGUUCCAGCCAAGUGAAUUGCUUCUUGUUGUUGUUUUUUUCUCCCAGUUACUUCCCACCGCCACCCGUGUUUGAAACGAAUUGGUGGCCAAAAUGUCUCGAGACCCGGACGACGUGAACAAGCUGACUGAAAGCACGUACAAGAAUGUGAUGGAGCAGUUCAACCCAGGACUUCGCAACCUUGUAAACCUGGGGAAAAACUAUGAGAAGUCGGUAACAGCGAUGACGCUUGCUGGAAAGACGUAUUUUGAUGCCGUCUCAAAGAUCGGAGAGAAUGCUGCUAUAUCACCAGUCUCCAGGGAGUUGGGGGUGGUCCUGAUGGAGAUCUCUGAAAUGCACAAGAAGGUUCAGACGGAGCUGGAGCAGACUUUCAAAAGGUUCCAUAGAGAGCUCAUUGGAGAACUGGAGAAGAAAACUGAUAUGGAUGUCAAAUACAUGACUGCCACAUUCAAAAGAUACCAGUCUGAACACAAAUUGAGGCAGGACUCGCUGGACAAAUCUCAUGCAGAUCUGAAGAAAUUGCGCCGAAAAAGCCAGGGGAAGCAUUCCAGCAAGUACGACUUCAAAGAAAAUGAGUAUCUGGAGUCGAUUUCUUCGGGGCAGACAGACAUGCAAAAGUUUAUAGCAGAAGGCUGCAGGGAGGCCCUGCUGGAGGAGAAGAGAAGGUUCUGCUUCCUAGUAGACAAACACUGCACUUUAUCCUAUCAGAUGGCAGAUUUUCAUGACAAAGCAAAGGAGAUUCUCUCGAUGAAGUUGCCCAGCUGGCAAAACAAGUGCACUGAUGCCCUCCAGGUACCGGACACCGUGAUAUCCAUGAUUGAAGGCAUGCGCACCCCGAUCUCCAACACGCCAAAGUCUUCUCCUCGUGUGGAGCACUUCGACAGGAAUUCUGACUCCAUGGUUCCUCCACCAGCUCCACCGCUGAAGGCUCAGACCAGUCCAUUAGCGAAUAUGUUCUCACCGGAGAUCCCCAGAAGCAUGGUCUCUCCAGAGCCUUACUCAGACCAAGACAGUUCUGAUGGCAAUGGAAUGUCCAGAUCCACAUCUGUGUCUAGUGAUAUGAACAUACUAAAAAAGCCACGAAUGCAGACCAUUUUCCCACACACAGCUGGCAACAACGAGUCCCUGCUCAGCUUCGAUGAUGGAGAAAUCAUCAUUUUGCUGAUUCAGGAAGAGAAGGAUGGUUGGCUCUACGGGGAACUGGAGAAAACUGGACAGAGAGGCUGGUUUCCAUCGUCGUACUGCCGACCUUACAGCGAGCCUGUGCUCUCAAACCUCAUGAACGUGGCAGAUCUCUGUAAGCGGUCUGAAGAGGAAGAGGAGGAUGAGGAGGAGGAAGAGCAGCCUGUGUUUCUGCCUCCCCCUGACUAUGGUGACUCAUCCAGGAAGCCCUCCACUCCCUCAUCACAGAGCACGGUGUCAUUGUCAAAUGGCACAUCGAAGCCUCCUUUUCUUGGAGGUGGGAAUCCCUUUGCAACGGUCAGGCUGCGGCCCACGGUCACAAACGACAGAUCAGCGCCGAUCAUCUAACACCAUUCAGCACGUUUAUUUGAGCCUCAUUUUCAUUUUGGUUGUUCAAAUUAAACAGCUUGUUUGGGAAGCAGUUGGGAAAAUUAAAGGGCUUACCCAUAAAUGCUUUUAACUUUACAUUCAAGCCCAAGUUAAAAUGUAAAAUUGCGUGGAUUUGAAUGAAUAAUAAGUUGGUUUUACAGUUAACAUAAGUUCAACUGGGUACAAAAGCCAAAAGUGUUUUCUUAAGUUUUAUCAAUUUAACACAUUGUUUGACCAUAUUGGUCUUUGUAGCUGUUAAACCAGUGACAGUUUUUAGUAUAUCUGUCUAGCCUUAUUUGAUCAAAAGCCACAGCUUGACCAGAAUCAAGUUCAAAUAUGUUAACUGCAAGUAUCACAAUGUAUGUAGAAUACUGGAUGAAUAUACAAUAUUCCAUAUGGUAUGCAGUGGUAUGCAGUCAUCAGUUCCAGUUAACUUUGUGUUGUUUAAAAAUACUAGUUUUUCUAAUAUGUUAAGUGUUGUAAUGUGAAAAUGAGGUAAUUAUAAAAGCACAUAAUAUAGCACAAUAGUUUAUUUCUCCCAGUUUUAAAAGAGAAUCCUGCCUGGUGUUGACUGUGUCCCAGGGAAAAUAACAGCAUAGCUCAAGAUACAAUGUAAAAACGGGUUCUGUCUGUGCCUAGUUAUACUGCUGUGUAUUCUUAUUUUUAAUUUAACAAAUGCAUUUAAUGUAGGGAAUUGUCCAAAUCAUUCUUUUUAAAUCUAUUUUAUUUACUUAUGUUUUAAUAUGUAUGGGUUACCUUUUUAAUCUGUUGUAUCAUUUAAUUGUUCUAUUUUCUGUCAAAAAGCACUGGAAUAAAAGAUUUUUCAUGAA
Molecule: messenger RNA, 2658 nt
Organism: Clarias gariepinus (North African catfish)
Lineage: Eukaryota; Metazoa; Chordata; Actinopteri; Siluriformes; Clariidae
Gene: baiap2l1a
Product: BAR/IMD domain containing adaptor protein 2 like 1a
Exons: 14
Coding region: 371-1807 (478 amino acids)
Biological process (GO): actin filament bundle assembly; positive regulation of actin filament polymerization; plasma membrane organization
Cellular component (GO): cytosol; nucleoplasm
Molecular function (GO): protein binding
Source: RefSeq, a predicted model, not a curated record